This is a messenger RNA of Seriola dumerili (greater amberjack), 3598 nucleotides long. It is a transcript of the gene intu, whose product is annotated as inturned planar cell polarity protein. Gene Ontology annotation, biological process: nervous system development; cilium assembly; establishment of planar polarity. Gene Ontology annotation, molecular function: protein binding. Gene Ontology annotation, cellular component: cytoplasm; cilium. The transcript has 17 exons. The coding region runs from base 1 to 2862 and encodes 953 amino acids. The record is from RefSeq and is a predicted model, not a curated record. NCBI's taxonomy places the organism in Eukaryota, Metazoa, Chordata, Actinopteri, Carangiformes, Carangidae.
AUGUUUAACAUUUCUAUAGAUGGAGGUUCAUUCUCUAAAAACUUGGAGGACUUCGACUCUAUCCGCAGUGUUCUCCUUUACAGUGACUUGGAACCAGAAUGGCUGGAUGACAUUCAGAAGAAUGGCGAGCUUUUCUACCUGGAGCUGAGUGAGGGCGAAGAGGAGGCUGCACUGGCCCAGGUGAAUGCCAAUCAAGGUGUGUCCACUAAUCACGUCCGCUUUAGCGAAAACGAAGCAGAGAUCAUCACAGAGCAAAAGAAGAAGCAGCGGUGCGGUUCACGGACAAAAGGCGAGCCCGCCCUUAAGAGGCUAGCCAGGAUCUUGAGGAGGAAACGCCGGCCGUCUCAGCGUAGAGGAGGAGGGAAGGAUGGGGGUAAAGACAACUCGACUUUAUCACCACCAGCAUCCAUCCUGAAGAACCAACCAGGCCAAAAGCAGGGUGUGACUGUUCAGCAGCAGCAGCUGAAGGAAGUAUGUGUCUACCUCAACCCUAAACGUCUUGGAGGUUCAUCAACACCUCUCUCUGACAGUGGAGGCCUAUUGGAGGCUCUGCUCGGUGUGGUACAUCGUCCCUCAUGGAGCAGAGGACAGGGAGACCCUACAGUUGUCAGACACGAGGAAAGACUGACUGUUCAUGGAUUAAUACCCAACAGCCCAGCCAUCAAAUGUGGCCAAAUCCUAAUUGGUGACGUGCUUGUAGCAGUGGACGAUGUGGACGUGACCACAGAAAACAUUGAGAGGGUUCUGUCCUGCAUCCCAGGACCAACACAGGUGAGGUUGACCUUGGAGACAGUGGCUCCGGUGGACGGCAGCAAUGCUAGUGACACUUCAUCAACCCGUAAGACAAAGGCCUCUCCGCCAGUCAGCCAGCUGGUGCGUCUGCUGUGGGGCGAGGACACCGCAGAACUCCAGAUGUCCAUAGGACACAUCCCGCAUAUUGUCAUGUACCUGUCGCUUAAACUGGACUCAGCAUCGCCACAGGAGGAGGAGGAGAUCUUGUACCAGUACCCUGUGUCUGAAGCAUCCAGCCAGCUGAAAGGAGUGAGAGGGAUCUUCCUCACUCUGUGUGACAUGCUGGAGAAUGUCACAGGAGGGAGGAUCAUCAGUUCAUCUCUCCUGCUCGGGAAACAUCUGGUUCAUGUGGGCUACUGGAAGGAAAGCAACAACCUGUUGGUCGUUGGCCUUCCUGCUGAGAGGGUUCCACUGCUGUAUCUGCAGACGGUGGUGGGAGACGUAGUCCGGACACUAAAAGUGAUGUACGGCUCUUUAGAAAGUGCGUUCUCUAAGGCGGACCACGCUCCCAGGUUGGACCAUUUCUUCUGCCUGUUCUUCCAGCAGCUGAUCCAGCCGUCCCGUCUGAGGGACGGCUCCUCAGCCCCGCCCCCCGACGUCUCAGGGACCCUUUUCCUCGACGGACUGCCAGCGGUCCGUUGGCUCACGCUGCCUCCGGAAAUCAAGAUGGAGGUGGAUACUGUUCUUUCUGAUUUUGAGUCUUCUGAUUUUGGCGAAAUGUCAGAGGACUUUUUUGGCCUGAGGCGUCUGUAUGUUAUUCUUGGCUCCUGUUUGUUCUACAAGUCCUACCUGAUCGCCAACCAUCUGCCUAAAGAGGACCUGCUGGAUGUGUGCCUGUACUGCCAGCACUACUGUCUGCUGCCGCUGGCGUCCGAGCAGCGCGUGGGUCAGCUGGUCAUCUGGAGGGAGGUGUUUCCCCAGCAGAGAGCUAACGGCAGCAGCGACAGCACUACGCCGGGCUACAGCCAGCCACAGGGACGACACUUCCUCCUCAUAGUGGGGCUGAGGCACUUCAUGCAGUGUGUGCUGUUAGAAGCAGGCGGAUGUGCUUCACCAGCUUUGGGCUCUCCAGGACCAGACUGUGUUUACGUGGAUCAGGUGAAGGCCACGCUGCUGCAGCUGGAGGUGUUGGAGGCAGGUAUCCAGGAGCGUCUGAAUGCUCCGCCUGCUCCUUGCCUCUCCUGUGCCGACUGGUUCCUCCCUGCUUCCACCGCCCGUGACCGUCUGGACAGCCUGGCCUCUUCCUCCCCCGUUCUCAGUAAACUAGCCGGGGCAGUGAAAGGCUCCUCGUCAGGGUCCAGAGGCCGCAGCCUGUUUGGGGAGAAGUCCCGCAGGUCCAGCCCGCAGAGGAGUUUAUCGGACAGCGGGAGUGAGGGACAGAUGGAUGCUGGGUCAGGGUCCAGUUCGUCAAUGGCUCCAGGCUUCAGUCCACAUUCCACCCCGGACUCAGGGAGGAAGCUCGGGGGGCGACGGGAUUCUCUGGGAUCUGGAGGGUCUGAUGGAAGUGGAGGCAGCGGAGGCCUCUUCAAGAUUCCCCGGAUGAAGCACCCGAACCCGUUCUACCUUGGUACCCUAAAGAAGACCCUGACUGAGAAGGAGACGGAGGAGAUGUAUAAUACCAUGAAACUAACCUCAGGUGCUGAGAACACCUUGUUCCACUACGUCCUGAUGGAAACUGUUCAGGGAAUCUUCAUCGCUCCUACUCACAGAGAAGUGGCUCAGCUCAGCGGCUCCAUUCACCCACAGCUCAUCCGCAACUUCCACCACUGCUGCCUCUCCAUACGGGCUGCGUUCCAGCAGAGCCUGCCAGCCAGGGGUCGUCGGGCAGCAGACAGGCCUCAGGGUGGGGGUUGGGGUCUGGGGCCCGUGAAGGAACACGGGGUCCUGUUCCAGUGUAAACCGGAGAACUGGACCGACCAGAGGAAACCUGCUCCCACCAUGACUUACUGGGUCAUAGGACGGAUGUUGCUGGAGCCCGUCCCUCAGGAAUUUUACGUCUGUUUUCAUGACUCAGUGGCAGAGGUUCCUGUGGAGAUGGCCUUCAGACUCUCCUUCGGCCUGGCCUUGUGAUGCGUCAUCUAUCUUUAGAUUAAAGUGACAAGGAGAUUUGUUGAUAUAAUGAAGCAUCAGUUGCAUUCUCAGGAAAACGCCUCCGACUGUGGUGCUUGUGGAAAGCACCUGAGAGGGAACACGUGGGAACUUUAUGCUGGUUUCUGUGGGAUAAUGUAAAAUGGGUCUACGUGUAGUCUGACUCUUCCAACGUGCCUCCAUUUUACAGAUGACUUUCUGCAGAUAACAGCAGAGCAUGACCGUGGCCUUACAGCAGUGAUAAGCAAAUAGCAGGCCAGCUGCUGGUUUCAAGUUCAAACCAGGACGUUUUUGUGCCUUGUUGUUCAACCAGGUAACAUGUUCCACAUCAAAAGCAGUUCUGGGCUGAACAGAGAUGUUUGUGUUUAUGAAAAGCCACUCAAUCAGUGAAUACCUCAGACAUGUUGGUGUAAACCUCUGAUAAGAGCAGACAAGGCCUUCUAGUGAGCGCAGUCGCCCUGACAGUUUGCUGCCUCUGAGUUUACAAAGCUGGACCAAUAAAAAAUAUGCUGCUGCACACAUCUCCAACAAAGCAAAUAAGGCUAUAUUGAUAUUUUCACAAAUUAUAUGCAGUGUUGGGAAGGAGUUUCAUUUAUUAAUUUAAGUAUGUUUGUAUAGUUUUGUAUGGAAAUGGUUUCAUUUGUUACCAAAAUGAACAUUGUUUGAGAUUAAAAAACAUUUUUCAUUCUCCAGUCUUUCAAACUAAUCUGUCUGUCAU